AUGUCGUUCAACAAGAUUGUCAAGACCUCUGCCUACCACUCUCGGUUCCAGACCCCCUUCCGUCGACGACGAGAAGGUAAGACCGACUACUAUGCUCGAAAGCGACUCGUGACCCAGCACAAGGCCAAGUACAACACCCCCAAGUACCGACUUGUUGUGCGAUUCACCAACAAGGACAUCAUCGCCCAGAUUGUCUCUUCCCAGCUCAAGGGUGACAUUGUUUUCACUGCCGCCUACGCUCACGAGCUUCCCCGAUACGGUGUCAAGCACGGUCUUACCAACUGGGCCGCUGCCUACGCCGUCGGUCUUCUUGUUGCUCGACGAGCUCUCAAGAAGCUCGGCCUCGACGAGACCUACAAGGGAGUUGAGGAGGUUGAGGGUGAGUUUGAGCUCACCGAGGCCGUUGAGGACGGUCCUCGACCCUUCAAGGUCUUCCUUGAUGUCGGUAUGACCCGAACCACCACCGGUGCCAAGUGCUUCGGUGUUCUCAAGGGUGCUUCCGAUGGUGGACUUUACGUCCCCCACUCCGCUUCUCGAUUCCCCGGUUGGGAUAUCGAGUCCGAGGAGCUCGACUCCGAGACCCUGCGAAAGUACAUCUUCGCUGGCCACGUUUCCGAGUACAUGGAGGAGCUUGCCGAUGAUGAUGAGGAGCGAUUCCGACAGAUCUUCCAGUCUUACCUCGACGACGAGGUUGACGCUGACUCCGUCGAGGAGAUCCUCCAGGCUGCCCACGAGCAGAUCCGAGCUGACCCCGACCACAAGCCUACCGCCAAGAAGACCAAGGCCGAGUACGCUGCUGAGUCCAAGAAGUACAAGCAGAAGAAGCUCACCAAGGCCGAGCGAGACGCCCGUGUCCAGGCCAAGAUCCAGGAGAUCCGUGCUCAGCAGUAA
This is a messenger RNA of Yarrowia lipolytica CLIB122, 891 nucleotides long. Its product is annotated as 60S ribosomal protein uL18. Gene Ontology annotation, biological process: translation; ribosomal large subunit assembly. Gene Ontology annotation, cellular component: cytosolic large ribosomal subunit; ribosome. Gene Ontology annotation, molecular function: structural constituent of ribosome; 5S rRNA binding. NCBI's taxonomy places the organism in Eukaryota, Fungi, Ascomycota, Dipodascomycetes, Dipodascales. The record is from RefSeq and is a predicted model, not a curated record.